Molecule: messenger RNA, 2018 nt
Organism: [Candida] anglica
Lineage: Eukaryota; Fungi; Ascomycota; Pichiomycetes; Serinales; Debaryomycetaceae
Source: the annotation of a GenBank genome assembly
UCAUCGAUUCCUCUCAACCGCCCUCCCAUUCCGUGUAAAAGCGACUGGUAACAUCGACAAACGGUAGCGGAUCACAGCCCGAACCAUCUCUACACUCAGUGCUCUAUGCUAAGUAUAGAACGAUAGUUUCUACCAAAGUGUGUUUUUUCUUUUUGCCCCUAAUAUAAUAACCUGAGCCUCGGUCACUUUUUACGAGAGACCCACAACCAAAAUUUUUAAAGCUAUCUUCCGGAUCUAAAUUCUUGCAUUCGAAAUGGGGUUCUUUAGUCCUCCUAAGGGAUAUAAUGGGUACUAUAACCCAUCUGCCAUCCGCUCAAAUCCAGCUCUCAAGAAGAAUAAUAAACCCGAUGCGACGACUGGAUCGUCCACUACAGAGAGUAACACCACUUCUUCGGACAAUGUAGAAGACCUACCAACAGAAUCCUCAGCUCUGGAGGAGGAGAAGAAGCAACUGAAAAGGAAAAAGAAGAAGGCCGAUGAACCGGAGACUGAGACUGAAGUGAAUACAAGACUUAAUGCCUUGUUGUACCAUACAAGCUCUGAAUCUGUUGAUCUCUAUAGACAAGAGAAUACUUCAUCCGAUUUGCUCGGAAGAUUAUAUUUCGAUGAUUAUGAUAGUGAGUCAGUACUUUCGGAAGGAGGAAGUGGGACUGCCACCCCAAUAUUGCUCUCACCAACCACUUCACCAACAGGAUUACCUGGGCCAGACUAUUUCAGUAAGAUAGCUGGUCAUCAUAGUAACUCCAGCGUUAGCAUCAGCAGUCAACUUUUCCAAACACCACAGCAUAUAAUCCCUCAACAAGCUCCCUCGGGGACAGUAUCCCCAGUACGUGGGUCAAGAUCACCUUCUGCAUCUAGACUUCGUCCUGCCAUUGAACGUCUUAAAUCGUUUGAACGAGGAGUCUCCUUUGAUGCAUCCACCGAUGAUCAUCGUAGAUCUCUCACUUUUAAAGUGAAGCAUCCUAAUUUCAAGUUCAGAAGAAAUAAUAAAACCUUCUUGGCUGGAUAUAACAAUGACCAGGAAUCUCUCAAGGCCAUUGAAUGGCUCUUUGAUGAGAUGAUUGUCAAUGGUGAUACCAUCAUUAUUCUUCAAGUAUUGGAUGAAAAGCAUUAUAACUCCAUUGAUAAGGUCCGAGCCAACGAAUCCCUUAAAAAGAUUGAAUUAUUGAAUAAACACAUUAAAAAGGUAUCUUUAGUUUAUGAAGUGGUGGUUGGUAAACCACAAAAAUUGCUCAAAAGUGCCAUUGAUGAAUAUAAUCCAGCCAUGAUGGCCAUCGGAACCCACAAUUACGAAGACAGUAAUGGAAUGAUGCAUGCGAACCCUAACCAUCAUAAAUCAUUUCUUUCCAAGUCCUCGAUGUCUAAACAUUUCUUGGAAUGUGCCUUGGUCCCAGUAAUCGUGGUCAAGCCAGUUUAUGAAUAUGUGGAGAUGUUGAAUAAACCUGUGGAUUCUGAAGAAUAUUUCCAUAAUUGGUUGGCUAAUAUUGAUAUUGGCUGGACUUUUUCAAAGGAUAAAAAUGCUCGCAAGAAACAUUUGAGUCCCGUUUCUUCUAGACAAAGCUCUUUUACAAACCUUGCCGGAUUGGGACUGGAAAGAAGUAGAAGUCCUCACAUUCCACAUGGGAAUGAGGCAUUUGCUGCCGCUAAAAUCGAUCAGCAACGUAGGGGAAGAAGAGAUGAUCCUAAGGAUGUGACUGCUUCCGUUGAGGACGACACAUCCAGAUCAUCAUCCCGUUCUAGAUCUAGAUCUAGAUCAAGAUCAAGAAGUGCUUUAGGAAAGCUAUUCCGUCAUUAACUAUAUAACAUGUAUUCAAUUAACUAACAAUUAUUAUUAAUAUUUUCUAAUAUAUUUCUUAUUCUUUACAGGAGAAGGAUUAUGUCGGUAGUAAGGAGAGAUUAUUUAAUUGAGGAGCUCUUCUGUUACUGACGAGGAUAAGAACUGGAAAAUAGAAAAAUACCCCGUGUGUAUGUUCAUGCAAAGUUUCUAAAUGAAAUAUAACACACGAUCUGAAUUCCCC